This is a messenger RNA of Setaria italica (foxtail millet), 886 nucleotides long. RefSeq names its product protein HEADING DATE 3A. The transcript has 4 exons. Gene Ontology annotation, biological process: regulation of flower development; inflorescence development; regulation of timing of transition from vegetative to reproductive phase. NCBI's taxonomy places the organism in Eukaryota, Viridiplantae, Streptophyta, Magnoliopsida, Poales, Poaceae. The coding region runs from base 137 to 670 and encodes 177 amino acids. The record is from RefSeq and is a predicted model, not a curated record.
GCCAGGACACGAGCAUGGAAAUAACCAGUAGGCCAAGCAAGGCUACAGGUAGAAGAAGCUCUGCUGCUGCUGCUGCUGCUGCAGGUCUCAGCCAAGUACAAAAACACCCCUGUUCGUGCGAGCAAGUUGCGACGAGAUGGCCGGCGGCAGGGACAGGGACCCGUUGGUCGUUGGUAGGGUUGUGGGCGACGUGCUGGACCCCUUCACCCAGACCACCAAGCUCAAGGUCAGCUUCGGCGCCAGGACCAUCGCCAACGGCUGCGAGCUCAAGCCGUCCAUGGUCUCGCACCAGCCCAGGGUCGAGGUCGGCGGGCCCGACAUGAGGACAUUCUACACCCUCGUGAUGAUUGAUCCGGAUGCUCCUAGCCCAAAUGACCCCAACCUGAGGGAGUAUUUGCACUGGCUGGUCACUGAUAUUCCAGGAACUACCGGGGCAACGUUUGGGCAAGAGGUGAUGUGCUACGAGAACCCUCGGCCGACCAUGGGGAUGCACCGCUUCGUGUUCGUGCUGUUCCAGCAGCUGGGCCGGCAGGUGGUGUACGCCCCCGGGUGGCGCCACAACUUCAACACCAGGGACUUCGCCGAGCUCUACAACCUCGGCCCGCCCGUCGCCGCCGUCUACUUCAACUGCCAGCGCGAGGCCGGCUCCGACGACUCCACACCCCAUUAGCUGCAAGCUGCUUUGUUAUGGCCCUGAUAAGGUUAAAGAGGUUGAAGCCGAGUGAUUAGUGUUUUGGACCGAUUGUUAGGUUGUUGUGUGCGUGCGGGCCAUGUGCGAGCUGUGUGGUUGUGCCAGUGAACAUUGGGCUAAAGACCUUGUAACUGAAUAUAAGCCGGGUCAUUCUAUUAAGACCGGCAACAAGAAAUAAUCGCUCAUUCUCGUUCA